Molecule: messenger RNA, 255 nt
Organism: Plasmopara halstedii
Lineage: Eukaryota; Oomycota; Peronosporomycetes; Peronosporales; Peronosporaceae
Product: protein
Exons: 4
Coding region: 1-255 (84 amino acids)
Cellular component (GO): mitochondrion; respiratory chain complex IV
Source: RefSeq, a predicted model, not a curated record
AUGGAAGGUAAGCUAAAAACUACACCACUUGACCCGCGUUUCCCCAACACGAAUCAGGCGCAGCAUUGCUGGACGCGAUACAAUGAGUUUGUACUUUGUCUGAAAAACAAUGAUGGCGACGAAGAUGCAUGCAAGACGUACUAUCAGAACGCUCUCUCGCUCUGUCCUAAUUCCUGGGUGGAACGCUGGAAUGAACAACGUGAAGAAGGCACGUUUCAGGGCAAAAGUGUAACUUUGCGCCGGAAAACUAUUUGA